Acytostelium subglobosum LB1 is the source of this 156-nucleotide messenger RNA. RefSeq lists its product as hypothetical. The record is from RefSeq and is a predicted model, not a curated record. Lineage: Eukaryota; Evosea; Eumycetozoa; Acytosteliales; Acytosteliaceae. The annotation marks the transcript as partial. The transcript has a single exon.
UUGAUUGCGUGUUUGUCGGACCAUCAAUGGUAUGGAACCCCCCGACAUCCGUCAUCCAUUGAAGUCGAUCUGCAACCGACACCACACCCACACCACCAAUCAAUCCCCAACAACCUUUCACAAGAAGUUUUAAAAACUUUAAAAUCAUUUCCAAAC